AUGUUCCGUUUAAUAUGGCUCUGUUUCUUGAAUCUCGGAAUAUUUGCACUGGCGAUCUGUGUUCUCGCUGGUUGUCGAAGCCCUGCCGAGAAUAACUAUAGCCUCAUCAACUGGAAUACCAAGAUGUUGACAUUAAUUUGGGGUCAGGAGUGCACAGACGCCACUUCGGAGUUUAUUCCUAAUCUUUACAAGAUGGGCUCUUCAGGGGUCUGCAGAGUCUUUGAUAGCGAAGUUACCUGCAGCGGCCACUUCCCACCAGACCUUAACCUGGCGCAAGCUGUCCUCGAGGACAUCGAUAAAUUCAACUCGACCGACCCUGUAAUUCAGACGUGUCGGGAGACAAUUGACAAACCAAUUAAUCAUUCAACUGCAAAGAAGAUCGGGAUUGCCCUGGCCUGUGUCAUAUUCCUCUCAAUGCUGCUCGGCAUCAUCUCCACACUUGUUGCUGUUAAGACUGACGAGCCUUGGGGUUGGGGAACAAGUCCUAUCCUUGUCUUUGACGCGAUAACUAUAUUUGUUGCCCUCGUUCUGCUCGUCGCCAUCAUGAACUACGAGGGUGGUGGAUAUCUGAAACAUGUCCAUGCAAGGGAAUACUCGGAUAAGGAGAUGAUCGGGAUUGGGCUCUGGUUGUUACUUGGGAUGUUCAUUGCACGCAUGCUAUCCAAUCCUUGGGUCCUUGCGGGGGUAGUCACAAUCCUUGUUCCAAUCUUUCUGGCCGUUGGCUUUGUUUUGAUCCGUUUCCGUGGGUUUAUGAUGUUUAUGUAA
Clonostachys rhizophaga is the source of this 765-nucleotide messenger RNA. The record is from the annotation of a GenBank genome assembly. Lineage: Eukaryota; Fungi; Ascomycota; Sordariomycetes; Hypocreales; Bionectriaceae.